AUGUUUUGUAAGUCUUAUCAAAAUAUUUCAUUGCUUCUGUUGGCAUUUUUUUUCAUAAAUGACCAUUUAAUAAGCUCAAUACGACUCGAUGAUGACAUACUUGAUAAAUUCAUCGAAGACGAAAUUCAACAAGGUUUUCCUGGAGUUGCUCUCAGCGUGAUACAGAACGGUAAAGUAUUAAAACAAAAAGUCUAUGGUUAUAAAUUGAAGUACGACGACAAUGGAACAGUAAUAGAUGAACCACAAUUGUUAGCGCUAGAUACUAUGUUUGAUAUGGCUUCAUUAACAAAAAUGUACGCAACGAAUUAUGCGUUAAUGCACUUAGUUCAUCAAGGAAAGUUAAAUGUUCAUGAUCCGAUUAUGAAAUAUAUUCCUUAUUAUCGUGGCUGUAAUCCAGAAAAUGAAUGUCGUGAAGCAAGGCUAAUCAAAGAUUUAUUGACACAUACAGCUGGAUAUGCUUCAAGCGUCGAAUUUUACAAUCCGAAGAAAGUUUCGGCGGAUUUAUAUUCUCAAGAUAAGAAUAAAACUGGAGAAAUCAUCGAAACAAAAUUAGGCUUUCAACGACCGAGAGGUGAUGAUCAAAUACCACUUUAUUCAGACAUUGAUUAUAUACUAUUGGGUCUCGUUAUCGAACAUAUUACCGGUAUGCGAAUAGAUCAAUACGUGAAGUCAACUAUCUACCAACCAUUAGGACUAACUCAUACAUUAUUUAAUCCUGUGAAUGGUUUCAAUUAUCAAAAAACUGAUUUUGCUGCAACAGAACUUAAGGGCAACACACGGAAUAAUACUAUUGAUUUUCCGAAUGUCCGCCGAUAUGUUUUACAAGGACAAGUUCAUGACGAAAAGUCGUUCUAUUCCAUGAAUGGUCUUUCAGGGCAUGCUGGUUUAUUCUCAAAUUUACACGACAUGACUAUUCUUACUCAAGUUAUGUUAAACAAUGGUACUUAUGGAAAUGUACAGUUUUGGAAUGAAACUGUUCAAGAACUUUUUUUGACACCCUAUUCACGUGAUCCAACCUACGGUCUAGGAUGGCGUUUGAACUAUAAUCAGACUCUAUCCUGGUUCGGUCUUCAUGCGGCCAAGGAAGCAUAUGGUCAUACAGGAUGGACAGGAACAUGUACAGUCAUUGAUCCGAAAUGUUCCAUUGCUAUUAUUCUGCUGACAAACAAACGACAUACGCCAUGCAUUAAUGGUACUUUUGACGGUGAGAAAUACGAAACUGGAAAGUAUGGAAAGAUAAUGACACUAGUCUAUGAAGCCAUACGAUUAGAUCAACAACAAUGUUGUAACAUAACAUCGAUAAAUAUAGGAUGUCGAAACUCACUAGAGAAUUUUUCUUCAUUAAUUUUGUUCUCUAUGUGUGCGUUCACUUCUCUAUUGUUUGAUUAA
Messenger RNA from Adineta ricciae, 1389 nucleotides. NCBI's taxonomy places the organism in Eukaryota, Metazoa, Rotifera, Eurotatoria, Adinetida, Adinetidae. The record is from the annotation of a GenBank genome assembly.